GUUUUCUCUUCAUGUUUUUUCAGAUAAUGUUUCAGUGAACUGUGGUUUUUAUUUUGUAUUUUGUCGUCGAAAUUAUGGAGCCUCGAGGGCAUGGAUUCAGGGGUGGAUACUCGCAAGGGCAGUCGAAACCGAAAGCGAAAAACAACAGCGUUCCGGACAGAUGGUUGGAUUACUCGAAUUUUGGCAGACAGAUUCAUGGGACUCCGAUCGUUGCCUUGAAGGUUCCUCUGAGAGCUGUGAUCACUGAAAGUGUGGAAAUUGCGAAUAAGGUUCCGGAAGAUAAACGGUUUGGUCCGACUGACGUGCUUGAACAGAUUCAGAAUCUUGGAAUGGUGCUUGAUUUGACUGCAACUCAACGUUACUAUGACCCGCAAUUUUUCAUGAGUCAAGGAAUAAGGUAUUUCAAGCUGGUGUGUGAAGGACGCGUGAUCCCUGGAGCAGACACAGUGAGAGCCUUUUUCGCCCAAAUGGACGGCUUCCGGAAUGACCCAGGAAUGCGGGGCUGUGUGAUUGGAGUGCAUUGCACGCAUGGUGUCAACCGCACUGGUUAUCUCAUUUGCAGAUACAUGAUCCAAAGACUGGGACUCUCAGCUCAGGAAGCCAUUCAGAAGUUUGAAGCUGCAAGAGGGCAUAAAAUCGAGAGACCGCUGUACGUCGAUCAUCUGUCUGAGUUGGGGUGCACUUCAGUUCAACCUUCCCCGAGGUACGAUGGCGGUUCGAGUUUCCGAGGAGGCGCCAAGGUCCCGUGCCCAAAACCUGCACGCUCGUCUAUGCUUGGGCCACUUAGUACCGCAAAGGUUGGUUUCAAUUUCAAGUUUCUGUAUUAUUAG
Messenger RNA from Notodromas monacha, 830 nucleotides. The record is from the annotation of a GenBank genome assembly. NCBI's taxonomy places the organism in Eukaryota, Metazoa, Arthropoda, Ostracoda, Podocopida, Cyprididae.